AGAAAAAAUAAUUCUUUUUGAAGACUUUUUGGUAUGGAUAGGGAGUCUGUCACUGGAAAUGUAAUUUUCUUCAAGGAGAAGGGGCUUGAGAGAAUGCCUCAGAUAUUGGCCUGCUUUGUUUAUUGUCUGUAGAGAUGAAAGUUUUGGUAGAUUUUGAGACGCUAAACCCAUGUGGAGUACAUAGAAGUAGAUUCUCUUUAUUUCUGUAGCUGAAGUGGGAGUGUUUGCUGUUUCCUUUAGGAAGCGUUGGUGGCUUUUUCUUUAAAUCUAUUGUGAAUUAUUUUAAUCAGUGAUUAAAAUAAUUACUUGCAUUUUCUUGUGUUUUUAAAUGAGACAUUGUCUGCUCUAUGUAAGUCUUCCAAUACCACUCUGAAGUGUCACAAAUGCAUUAAAAGUCUCUACUGGAAAAUGCCAGUAAUGCCAAAUGUUGGUACGUCCAGGUGAGGUUUUCCCUACUGCUCGGUAUGUGUUGUUUAAACUGUUAUGUAAUUAUGCAUUUCCAGGUUAAAUGCAGAACCUGACGGAUGGCAGAAGCUACUGUAACAUCAUGGACAAGCUGUCCAUCUGUUCUGAGACUCAGCACGUACAGCUGGCUAGGUCUUUUUGUGCUGACCCAGUGCUCACAUUUCACAUGUGCCCAGAAACACCAAGCCAGGUCACUUGCUCUGAAGAUUUGCCAUUCCUUCCUUUCAUGUCUGAGCAUCUCAUCAUGGAGAAUUUCUACAGUGAGCCCUAUGCCUUUCCCUACCAAAUGCCCCAUUCCAAUUACCGCAGAAGUGAGUACUCCUAUGGGACAGCAUUCAUCAGAAAGAGGAAUGAGAGGGAAAGGCAGAGGGUUAAAUGUGUCAAUGAAGGCUAUGCUAAACUGAGGCAUCACCUACCCAAGGAAUACUUGGAGAAACGCCUCAGCAAAGUAGAGACACUCCGUGCUGCUAUAAAAUACAUUAGCUAUCUGCAGUCCGUUCUGUACAGUGAUUCUGUGGUGGCAGAAAAAAGUGUCAUGGAGCCAAGCACCUGUAGCAAUUAACAAACAAAACCAGAUUUCAAAGACUAUCUGAACCAUUCCAAACCAAGCAAAAGGUAUCCUGUCUGGGAACCUACUGUAUUAUUAAUGAUGUGCAUGUUCCUGGUGCAUCUUAGAAGUAGAUCAUAGUGCGAGUCAGUAUAGGCCUGCACAAAAGAAUUUUACUUAUGAAGAAAGUAACUACAUUUAGAUAUGAAAAAGACAGCUGAAGAAGUCUGAUGUGAAUGGCCUAAGUUAGUUAAUUUAUGGAAAUCACAAAGCAUUUAUAAAGUUGUCACCAAACCAAGCAUGUAAUAACCUGUACAUGUGGAGUGACUGUGUGUGUCAUCUCAUCACAACCUGCACACUUGAAAAUAAAAUCUGUCUGCUGAUGGGACUGAGAUUCCUCUUGUUUUCUGUAAUGUGACUGGUUUACUCUCACAGGUACUUUCUUAAAAACUUUUUGGCCUAAUUGCCAGUGUUUCUCUUAAAAGGUCUUUUUAAAGCUUCCUAGGGAUGUUGUUAGGUGCCAGCAGAAAGGAUAACUUAGUUUAAAAGGGGGGAAAUAAAGAGGGUAGCAGCUUUAUGAAGCAUGUUACUGAACAUAGAGCAUAAUUAAUGUCGUGCAAGUGUUGUUCUUAUUAAUGAAUGCUUUAAUUCCAUUAUGAACUGUUCUGUAGCCUUGUUUCUAUUAAAAAUUGGAUAUUUCUUCAGCUCUUAGUGCUGUUAAGGAUUACUAGGACUACUCAUACAAUACACAGUAUAAGGAUAGUUGGCAAGGGAGAAUUGCCUUGGGCACAGGGUGUGUGUGUGGGAAUAAUCCUGCAACAGAAAAUUUUGUGGACUUUUACUGAUAAUGGUUGAGGUCUGGGGUGGUCUUCCCUGACCAGCCAGUCUGUUUCCCUGUACUACUGAUGGUUUCAGCUAAAUGGUAUGGAAUAGAUUUGUGGGAAGAGAGUUUAGCUCUUAACUGGCAGAAUGUUCUUAAUAUUUGCUGUAUGUAAGGGUAUUCUGCUAUUGAUCCUCUGCUGACAGCAUGAGAGCAAGUCUGUGGCUGCAGCAGAAUGUAGAGAAAAUGGUUACAGGCUUCCUAAGUGCUGUAUCCUUGUCCCUAAUUGCAGUCACCCCCUCUGUUAUCUUGUUUUUAUA
Molecule: messenger RNA, 2152 nt
Organism: Neopsephotus bourkii (Bourke's parrot)
Lineage: Eukaryota; Metazoa; Chordata; Aves; Psittaciformes; Psittacidae
Gene: ASCL3
Product: achaete-scute family bHLH transcription factor 3
Exons: 1
Coding region: 509-1027 (172 amino acids)
Biological process (GO): regulation of transcription by RNA polymerase II; developmental process
Molecular function (GO): DNA-binding transcription factor activity, RNA polymerase II-specific; RNA polymerase II transcription regulatory region sequence-specific DNA binding; protein dimerization activity
Source: RefSeq, a predicted model, not a curated record